This is a messenger RNA of Chelonus insularis, 742 nucleotides long. RefSeq names its product serine-aspartate repeat-containing protein C-like. Lineage: Eukaryota; Metazoa; Arthropoda; Insecta; Hymenoptera; Braconidae. The record is from RefSeq and is a predicted model, not a curated record. Bases 1 to 720 code for a protein of 239 amino acids. The transcript has 13 exons.
AUGACGGAAAAAGAUCAAUUAAAUACAGACGAAGCUACUAGUGGUGAUGACCAAGACACAGAUCAAUUGAAUACAGACAAAACUACUAGUGGUGAUGACCAAGACACAGAUCAAUUAAAUACAGACAAAACUACUAGUGGUGAUGACCAAGACACAGAUCAAUUAAAUACAGACAAAACUACUAGUGGUGAUGACCAAGACACAGAUCAAUUAAAUACAGACAAAACUACUAGUGGUGAUGACCAAGACACAGAUCAAUUAAAUACAGACAAAACUACUAGUGGUGAUGACCAAGACACAGAUCAAUUAAAUACAGACAAAACUACUAGUGGUGAUGACCAAGACACAGAUCAAUUAAAUACAGACAAAACUACUAGUGGUGAUGACCAAGACACAGAUCAAUUAAACACAGACGGAGCUGCUGUUGAAAUUAUUAACGACGACUACGAUGCUGAGUAUCCAAAUGGCAACUUUUAUUAUUUAUAUAAACCAUAUUGCAUCGAUAAAUUUAGAGCAAAUAAAAUUCAUCGAAGAAUAUUGGUUGAUCACGACUUUUCCAAUAACAACUGCAUAAGAUGCAACAAAUUGGCACAGUAUAGGCUGUUACCAUGUCAUCAUUAUCUAUGCAGAGCCUGUGCUUGUAUUUUAUUAAUGAGAGUUGAGUUAGGAUAUUACUUGAAAUGUCCUAAGUGUCAUCUUGAAUCAACCGAUGUAGUGUAGGAUGAUUUACACUUAUAACAGU